Messenger RNA from Dovyalis caffra, 477 nucleotides. NCBI's taxonomy places the organism in Eukaryota, Viridiplantae, Streptophyta, Magnoliopsida, Malpighiales, Salicaceae. The record is from the annotation of a GenBank genome assembly.
AUGGAGGAACUCCGGAGUUCAAGGGUCCUUGGAGAUGGAAAGCUCGAUUCUGAUUCGGGUUCAUGGAGAGUUCAAAGGAAAAUGAUUCAAUUAUUCAUGAAGAACAACUACAGGUACAAAGUAUUGGUAGAGAAGACCAUCCACCAAAAGUUGAUACAAGGCCUAUUUCCCAUCCUUGAUCAUGUCUCCAGAAACCAAAUAUCUGAGAUAAUAGAAAUACAAGAUGUGAUUCAUCGAUCCAUGUAUGAUAAUGUGUCUGUUUUUGUGUUCGAUCCAAAAUGUCUCACCAUUGAAUUUCCUGAGGUUCCCUAUGCAAAAGCUUUUGAUGUCAUCGAGGAAACAGUAUUCUACGAUGUGCCCGAAUUAUACUGGAAGUUUAAAAAAUGGCUUCAAAUCGGAGAAGAGAAGAAACUAAGUAGAUCAUUGCAGACAUUUGAUCAAUUCAUGAACAAAUUAAUACAUCUCAACAAGGCGUGA